Monodelphis domestica (gray short-tailed opossum) is the source of this 6561-nucleotide messenger RNA. Lineage: Eukaryota; Metazoa; Chordata; Mammalia; Didelphimorphia; Didelphidae. The record is from RefSeq and is a predicted model, not a curated record.
CGCACGCGCGUACGCACGCACAGAACCGCACUGAACGGGCGGGCGGCAGGGAGCGACGCUGCAAUACCUCAUCCCAGCCCCGGCAGGUGGGGCGGCGCUAGACCUCGCCCACAGUGUCCGACCCAGAUCCUCCUCUUAGUUUCUCUCGGUGGCGGCAGUGUCUCUCGGAGCGUGCCGGGGCUGCGUGGAUCCAGGCUCUAGUCUCCAGCCGGUGGCGGCGGCAUGUGGCGGUCGGCAGUCGCUGCGCUCCGAGGUCUGUCGGGCUUCGGCCGGCAGCCCCUCCGGGCCGUCUCCUCGUCCCCCAUCGACGCCCAGAAGGGGGUGACGUUGAGCGUGACUCCCCCAGUGGGCCUGGCCGAUGAGCCGGUGCACAUCCAGGUGCAGGGUUUGAGCCCGGGAGAGCCUGUGACCGUGCGGGCGCUGGCCGUGAGCUACCACGGCCGCCUCUUCCAGUCGAGCGCUCACUACGAGGCCGACGGCCUCGGGGCGCUGGACCUAACCAAGGACCCCUCCCAGGGUGGCGACUACACGGGCGUGGAGCCCAUGGGACUGAUGUGGAGUCUGUCCCCAGCGGGCAUGGAGAACCCCUACAUCCGGAUGGUGCAGCGCAGCGUGCUCAAGAAGCCCCUCAAGCUUGAAGUGACGGUCCACCAGGCGCAUAACCAGACCGGGCUGCUGUUGGGCCAGGUGCUGGCUUCGGCCAGGGUGGAGCGCUGGUAUGCCACCCCCGAAAUCCGGGCCAUCCGGGUCCGCGAGGGCAUGGUCCGAGGGUCCUUCUUCAUGCCCCCAGGGGAUGGUCCAUUUCCUGGUGUGAUUGACAUGUUUGGUGAUGAAGGAGGACUACAUGAAUUUCGGGCUAGCCUUCUUGCUUGUCGAGGCUUUGCUACCCUAGCUUUGCCAUAUUUUGCCUUUGAAGAUCUGCCCCCCAUCAUGAAAGACUUAAAUCUUGACUACUUUGCUCAGGCAGCUAAAUUUGUGCAGAAUCACCCAAAGGUCAAAGGUCCCAAGAUUGGAGUGAUUGGAUCAGGCAAAGGAGCAGAACUGGCCUUUUCAAUGGCUACCUUCCUCCCAGAUGUGGCUGCUGUGGCAAAAGCAACAACAAUUAAAGAAGCCCUAGCCAGAUGGGAAGAAAAAUCAGGUCAGAAGCCAUCAGAAGCCAAAGAAGUAAAACUUUAUGCCCAGAUUCCCCCAGUAGAGAAGAUGGAUGCAUCCUUGUCCAUGCUUGCUAAUUGCGAGAAGCUUUCGCUGUCUACAAACUGCAUUGAAAAAAUUGCCAAUCUGAAUGGCUUAAAAAACUUGCGGAUCUUGUCACUGGGAAGGAAUAACAUAAAGAACUUAAAUGGAUUGGAGGCUGUUGGGGACACGUUAGAGGAGCUGUGGAUAUCUUAUAAUUACAUUGAGAAGCUGAAAGGGAUCCAUGUUAUGAAGCGACUGAAGAUCCUCUAUAUGUCUAAUAAUCUAGUGAAAGACUGGGCGGAAUUUGUAAAGCUGGCUGAAUUACUAUGCCUAGAAGAACUGGUGUUUGUGGGUAAUCCUCUGGAAGAGAAAUCUUCCUCUGAGGGCAAUUGGAUUGACGAAGCAACCAAACGAGUGCCCAAGCUGAAGAAGCUAGAUGGAAUUCCGGUAAUUAAACAAGAAGAAGAAGAAGAGGGCUAAUGCCACAUUUCUACUCUUUUUUAAUUUAUGAUAUUUAAGUAAGAACAUUAGAUAUGGCUUUGUGAAAUUGUCUGUUUUAAAGAGUAUAUUGAGGGAAAAACUAUUUUUUCAACGUUUUACAAAUUCCUUGUCAUUGUUCUUCCUUUUUUACCCCUUCUAAAGAGUGAGUUAAAACAAUGGUGACAGCAACUUUCCAUAUAAGGUAACAGGCCUCCUAUUUUGUAAUUAUAGAAAUUGCUGAGAGCAGUAUUCAGCCUUUAGUCAUAACGGCGUAUCCCAGGCUAAUAAAAUGUUUGUGAAAUAGUCAUUUUUUUUCUAGUUAGAAGCAUAUUUUUCAGGUCCCCUCAACUUAAGUAUUUUAAUGAUUUAUAACAACAAAGGAACAAGUUUUAGUUCUUUGUUCAAUUUAUUUCAAUACCACUUAGUUUUCAAAAUAUAUGUGGCUUCAAGAUAAAAGUUUCAGACCCACAUAUUUGGACCUUUACCAUCUUCCUUCCCGUCUGGCCACACCUUUUCUUGAUUUUCUUAGUCACUUUGGUUGAAAAAGACAACACAUGGCAUGAAAUGACCUUCUGUCACCAGCAAGACUCAGAAUCAGCCGAGCAAAGAUCAAUUGGAACAACUAGGAGCAAGAGAAAAAAUUCAAAUCCAAGGAGGAUAUUCCCUAUUCCAUAUCGUGAAAAAAUGAGUACAUGUUAACUGGAAUUUAGGUCAUCUUUUCCUUGUGGCCACUGAAUCAGAUUAUGGCCUGCUCAGUCCAGUGACUGCAAUUAUCUUGAUUGUCUGUAUGAUUCCUGGGACUGAAUCAGUCAUGGUAUGUUUGGUAUCUGUUGUGAAGAUGACUGUAAUGAUCACUCUUUGUGCUCUCAUUUGGUUAUUUUGCACACGUAAAUCUGGCCCUGGGCACAUGGUUAAGGGCAUAUUAAAAAUUAUAAAGCAGUUUGCCUAGCCCAAACUGAUUGCUAGGCAACAUCACUGCAUAUUCACUUAGGUCUCUAUUUUAUUGAGGACAGUGAUUAUGGAGAGAAGAACAGAGACCGUAUCAAGAAUUGAAUCUAGCAACUUCUUGAUCCAAUGACAAUUUCUAUUUUUAGGUUCAUUUUUGUUUCAGAAGCACCAAUUCAGAUAGCUAAUAGGAUGGGUUAAGUCCAAAUUGGAGGAAGAGAGAAGAAAAAUAUUUUCAUAUGGGUGUACAGGCAAAUGGCAACAUCCUUUAGAAUAAUUUCAGGUAACAUUGUAAUAUACUUAAACUCUGAAAUCAUGAGGUAACAAGAAGACACAGAAUUUGAGAAUAUUGUUUAACAAAUAAGCUUACAUUCCUUUCCUUUCUGGGAAACGUAAAGUGCUAGCUAGCCCAGUGAGUGCCUGAGGGGAGUUUUGCAAAGAGAAAUGGCUGGUUCACUCACAUAGAGCCAGAAGAAGGAGGUCAGGAACCGUCAGCUAUAUUGUUCUAGAUAUUCCUAAGUGAGGAACCACUAAUAAAUUCAUGGUUAAAGGAGAAAAAAGUAAGUUAAUGAUUUCAAGAAGUGAUUCAGAAAAAUAGCUCCUGGCCUCAGAAGUAUGGUGUUCUUACCAAGAUGGGAAACCCUUGAUUUCCUUGAGUAUACAAACUUAUUAGGAAGGUGUUAUUGCAUUGACAAUCAGUUUCUGGUGAUGAAAGAAAACAAUUGGCACAGCAAUAAAAUUUGGAACUUUUUAGUCAUUCUUUACAGUUACAUAUUAAUUUAGGAAACCUUGCCCAAUCUUAAGAAUCCAAAGCCUGUGGAUAAUCAGGAUCAUAAUUGAAAGAACCUGCGUUGUACUUUGGCAGUGGUUAGUAAUUCAUUCUGUUGUCCUGGCUGAAUCAAAAUCCUUAGACUGAGCAGAAGUUUUCUGUGUUCUCUUCCUCCAAAAGUCACUGUUGAAGUGAAUGAAUGACUCACAACAGGAUUGGCCCAGUUGAGUACUUGUCACAUGGCUUAACAAUUGUUUUUGGUGCCUGUUUUUCUUACCCUUGGUUUGACCUUUUUAAAUUAGAAGGGAACUUGACCUUGGGAAUCACAUGUCGUUUUCAGAGAAAUAGAAGGUGGUGAUUACUGGUGAUUUCACCCAAUAUUCAUAUUUAUGUCAACUCAACAGAUAUUUAUUGAGUGCUUACUCUGGUGCUUUGCACUAUUCUUUCCAUGGGACUGAAUCCGAUCUUAGCCAUUAGGGAAGGAAACACAGGGAUCCAGAAGGUGUUCAGAAUCUCACUUCCUCUAUUAAGACCCUAAAUUUAACUAAUGCUUUAUGCCUUAAGCAUAUUGCUUCUAGGAAAGAUGUUUGGCCUAGUUUAAAUGUGUAGUCUCUGUGCUCCUAGGUUAUGCAUAAUCAUACAUACACAUAUGUUUUGUGCAACUAUAUUUCAGGUGGCUAACUUCAUUUUCCUGAAUCUCUUUUCCCUUCUAAUGGUAAAUUUGUACAAUUGAUCAGCUCUUUUAAUUGUUCAGAAGAGCUUCUGUUGUAGUCAUGCAAAGAAUUCAACUUUUCUGUGUUAUCUCAUAUUGAUAUAGUUGUGACUGUACAUUUUGACACAAUUCUCUAGUCAUCUGCUGCCAGUCUUCAUUUGGUGUUCUUGAUGUUUGUGUGGGGAAUGGUCAGAAAAGGCAUACAAAUAUUAUACCUAUUUUGCCUUUUUUUUGGUAAUUUUGUUUUUAUUUUAUCUCCCAGCUUUUCCUAGAAGUGUCUCAUUUAGCUGUUCUUACCAUUUUUACCUUUAACACAACUCUCCUAAGGUAGGCAUUGAUUUUCACCUUCUCUCUUUCUUUGAGGGGUAGGAAAUGGCCACACCUCUCUUAAUCAGUUUCUAAAGUCGAACAUUUUGAGUGCAUUUUAAAAAUUGAAUCCAUUUUGUAGUCAAAUUUUACACAAGAUUCAGAGAUUUUAUACAUCACUAAUAAAAAUUUUACAGAUUAUUUUAUAAAACUUGGGAACUGCACGUUAAGAGUUGGAUAAUAUAGACAGACAUUCAUAUAAAUGUUUCCCUUAGUAACUUACUUUUUUAAAAGUGCUUUACAGUUUACAAAGGGUAAAUACUCCUUACAACCGACCUCUGUGGCAAUUCAAAUCUAGUUUGAAGUGAUCUGAAGAUGUGGUUCGUUUUGUGAGAAUCACUUGGUCUUGGCACUGUUUCUAGCUCUGUUCAAAAAAAUCUUUUUAAAUUACUAUUUAAGUUGGCAUUAAUUCACUUCCUUUGAGAUUACAUGCCAGGAACUGAGUAGAGGGGAAUUAUACUUCCCCUUUCAGCUUCUGCUGGAGAAUUGAAGUACAUAAGCAGAGAUGCUAUAAAGAGCUUAGAUAGAUGCUUUUCCAUGGGGAAAGAGAGCUUUCGAUUUGAUAGUAUGAAACAGAAUGAUAUGGAGGGAUGAGAAGUGAGGUUUUAGGGGUUCUCAAGUCCCUUUGAAGGAUUUGUUCUCAGUAUUAAUUCCUGUGCUGUGGAAAUAGAUUUUAAGGUCAAUUUAGCUCUGGGGUUUACUAACCUGGAAGGACUAAAUAGAAAGUGAGUGUGUAGAGAGGGAGGGUUUGAUCAUUCACUAAAAGACUGAAACAAUAUCAAAGGUAUUGUUACUCGUUGGAUAAGCCUGUUGUGCGGCUAAGAGUUUCAGUCAGAAACUUGAUAUUAGCUCAAGUAUUUGUAAAGGCACAUUGUUAAGAAUCGUUGUCACAGUUAUUCUUUGCUAGGGUUCCUAUUCAUUUAACACAGUCUUUUCUUAUUUGGAAGUUGUUCAUGCAUCUCUAGCGUUCUGAAGGCUAAAACAAAAUUGGACUGUGUGGCACAGAGUUGGUGCUCCUGACACAUUUGAACCCAUUUUCUACCCCCAGCUCUAGUAUUUCAUAGGCUUUUCUUCUUGUAAAGCAGUAAGACUAGGUACAAUAAAAAAGGCCAAUACCUGAAAUCUUUUCUAACUUUAUAUGAGGUUCUAAUUUGCAAAUUCACUGGUGCCUUCUCAUGAACUACAAAGUAAAUAAAAGUAAACUGAGUCCUACCUUUGACCUGACACAAGUCAUUGCCUAACAUGGUUUACUUGACUGUUGUGAGAAAGUCCAACCAGAGUUUUAGUUCAUUUUGUAGGUGGAGGAGGCCAGAGGGAAGCCAACCAGCUGAAUUUUGUUAUAUAGCACAUUGGGGGGGGGGGGGGGGAGGCGGGAGAGACUUACUAUUUGGGGGGAAAUUUGCACUUUAAAAUGAUGCACUGGAUGUUGAUAGAAAGUACUUCCAAAGGGUAGCUGGUAUUGUAUUAAUUUAGCCUGCACAACAGCGUCUUUGAAUGAGACCUCGCAUAAGCUAUGUCUAGUGAACCUGGCCUAAGCAUAUAUUUCUAGUAGCUUCCUUAAGAACACCAGUCAUAGUAAGGAUUUCCUUAGUUACUUGUGCAGUCUUCCAUUUCUGCUGCAUCCAUGGUGAUGAGUCAGUGUGCUACGUCACACUGGAGUCCCUCCCAUGUACAAUGCCGAAACCAUGUAGAAUCCUGAACAGAAGCUUUGUGAAUUAUUGUUCCCUCAUCCAGAGAUAUAUACACAUAUAUAUUUUAUUAAUUUAGAUGUUGCCUAAACAGAGUUGUGGCAAAUAGUGUGGGGGCAGGUGCCUACCCCUGGGGUGCUAUUGCUCAAAGAGAUUCAUUCCAUCAAAAUACUGAUGGGCAGUAGCUGAAGAGAAUGAGCCCAUUGACUAGGGUCAUUCUGGAAUCUUUGGCUUCUAGAACUGGCUCUAAUUAAGAGGGUAUUUGAACAUCUACUUUGGUAAUCUUUUAUACAUAGAAGUUUUGUAGCAUGACUAUGGCUAAGCAUAUUGUCUCUUAAAUUAUUUAGACCUAUUUGGUUUCUAAAUGUUAUUUUGUGGAACUUGUUUUAAAAUAGUAAUAAAUGGUGUUAUUUUAUAAAAAAAAA